AUGUUGCAAAAAGCAUUUGGGGAGUCUGCAGUGUCGAAAACUCGGGCAUACGAAUGGUAUAAAGACUUUAAAACUGGUCGUAAAAUGAGGGUGUUCGGAUGCAUUGGAGUAUUGAUUUCUCAGAAACCAUUUCUGGGCAUCGGUAGAUCUUUCAGUGACAAAGACCAAGUACUCAAAGAAGAGAUUCAGUUAUUCAGGACGAAGAAUAAGAAGAAAAAGAAAAGUGAUUUUGGACUUACCUGCACCAAAGCUUCGGGUUGA
This is a messenger RNA of Acanthoscelides obtectus, 261 nucleotides long. Lineage: Eukaryota; Metazoa; Arthropoda; Insecta; Coleoptera; Chrysomelidae. The record is from the annotation of a GenBank genome assembly.